ACUCAGAGUGCGUGCCUCAAACGCACCGACACCAACGGCACAUGAAUUUAGAGCAUCGUAUAAGGGCCUAUCGCUUUGUUACUUACUCCGCCGUCACUUUUUCUGUCGUCGCUGUCAUUUCUGUAUGCACCACACUGCCUAUGGUUUAUAAUUAUGUACAUCAUGUGAAGCGGCAAAUGCACAAUGAAGUUAAUUUUUGCAAGGAUUCUGCUCGUGAUAUUUGGUCCGAAGUUGGUCAGCUUAAGACCAUACAAAAGCAAGCAAAUAGGACGGCUCGUCAGAGCAACUAUGCGUAUGGGGACUGCGCAGCCUGUUGUACAGGAGGACAGGCAGGGCCUCCUGGAAUGCCCGGAAACCCUGGACGACCGGGAAAUCCUGGAGCACCUGGUAUUCCCGGAAAACCAGGACGACCUCCAGUCCAACCCUGUGAUCCGAUCCCAGUUCCGCCAUGCAAGCCGUGUCCACCAGGACGGCCAGGACCACCAGGUCCCAUAGGCCCUCCCGGCGAACCAGGAGCACCUGGAAACAACGGCGCGCCCGGAGCCGAUGGGCAGCCUGGCCCACCAGGGCCAAAAGGCCCUCCAGGUCCUCCAGGAAAAGCCGGACCACCUGGACCUCCCGGCCCACCUGGAGCAAAUGCGCCUUCAGAGCCUCUGGUACCCGGACCACCAGGACCACCAGGACCGCCGGGACCACAAGGACCUCCUGGACCAAAUGGAGCUCCUGGACACCCUGGUGCACCAGGAGCACCUGGCGAGAAGGGACCGCGUGGACAAGACGGACAACCAGGAGCGCCCGGAAAUGCCGGACAUCCCGGACAGCCUGGACCUCCAGGACCGCCCGGAGAACGUGGUGUUUGCCCGAAAUAUUGCUCGAUCGACGGUGGCGUCUUUUUCGAAGAUGGAACGCGACGCUAAGCAUCAACAGGAACAAAGAAGUGGCCGCCAAGUACCAUUACGAAGUACUUUUUUCUCACGUG
Cylicocyclus nassatus is the source of this 979-nucleotide messenger RNA. The record is from the annotation of a GenBank genome assembly. Lineage: Eukaryota; Metazoa; Nematoda; Chromadorea; Rhabditida; Strongylidae.